AUGUAUUCCGAUGUGGUACUUGGCAUCGAGCUCCACCACUUCGAAAAGCACUUGGAGCGUGCAAAGGCCAAGCGUGGCGUGAAGCAGGACUGCGAGCUGCUCGCGGAAGACUUGGAGAAGCUGGUGAAAUCGCACCUCAGCCGACUGCUGGUCGUAUGA
Messenger RNA from Symbiodinium sp. CCMP2456, 159 nucleotides. Lineage: Eukaryota; Dinophyceae; Suessiales; Symbiodiniaceae. The record is from the annotation of a GenBank genome assembly.